CUUUGUAUGCUUUAUUAGCACCCAGUUGUUUAUGCAGCUGUUAAGCGAUACAGUUACCGCACCUGACCACAGAAACAACUAACGCGCUCAGGCAGCUUGCACGCCUUAUCUGCGCCCUGACGCUCGCACCAGCACUGUAACAUGCAGGCGACUAUUAGCAGAAACCUAAAUCGUCAAGUAGCUCCUGCGCCAGCCCCGCCAAGUCGCCGAGUCGCGACGCAAGCGCUAUCGCCCGGCUCGCCUUCAGCCUCUAGCAGGCGCGCCCUUUUGGGCGCGAUGCUAAUCGGAAUCCCUUUCGGUGCUUCUUUAAAAGCUGAGGCUGCCGAAAUUCAAGACUACAUUUCUCGAGUCUUCCCAUCCGCCCCCGAGCCGGUUACGUUCCCAAGGAAGAGUCUGAACCAACCGUUCGCGGUGUUGCUGAUGCGCUCAGGGUACGAGACGGUGGAUGAGCUGGACUUCAUUCCCAUGAAUGAAUUCCAAAAGGACUUUUGGAAACUCCGCGCCAGUGAGCAGGAAGCCUACAACCUGCAGUAUUCCCCCUUGAAGCCGCGUGUGGGUGACAUCACCGACCCGCUCUACUUUGACUUCAUCUCCUACUCCCAGUUCUCCACCAUCCUGCGUGAGAUGCCGAAGGGGCAGCAGGUGUUCAAAGAGUACUGCGAGGAUUGCCCCGACCUGACCCGUGUCGUACGACGAGAUGCGGCGCUGCAGGACAACUCGCAGCUGCCGGCGGUGUUCUUCACACGCACAGGCGACCGUAUUUACAGCUACCUCAAGGAUGGAUUCAGGGGGACGCAAUUCGGCGCGCCCGCACCCCUGCUCCCGGGAGCCUCCUUGGAGUCCCUAGCGGCGGCGGCGCAGCAGCUGCUAGACAUCAUGGCGGAUAACGGAUACGCGCUCAAGGCCCAAGUGUACGAUGUCAACGAGGACGAGCACUCCUUCCGAGUCAAGAUGACCGGACCCGCCAACCUCUGGGGCCUCACCUCGCUUAACCACCGCCGUUCCGCGGUCCUCAACGCCUACGAUGUGAUGGCCCUGGACGCGCUGCUGCGUGCAAGCGGCCGCAGCCCCGCCUUCGAGCUCAGCACGGGGCCCACGGGAGUGGAUGA
Molecule: messenger RNA, 1109 nt
Organism: Astrephomene gubernaculifera
Lineage: Eukaryota; Viridiplantae; Chlorophyta; Chlorophyceae; Chlamydomonadales; Astrephomenaceae
Source: the annotation of a GenBank genome assembly